AUGGCGAUUUCUCAACCUGUCGAGAUGUUGGAUAUGCCUAAAUGGUUGCUAGCCGCCUGUGUCCUUUUAUCGUUUUUGGCUCUUCGCGCCAUCUACCGAGUAACAUUCCAUCCUUUGAAAUCUUUCCCGGGUCCCGUCAGCCGCGCGAUAUCGCACAUUCCCCAUGCUCAAUCGAUCCUCAGAGGAUACUUGCCACACGAUCUCACUGCACUUCACGCCAAAUAUGGCGAGGCAGUGCGUAUUUCACCGGAUAUGGUAUCUUUCACCGCAGCCGAGGCGUGGACUGACAUCUACGGACAUGGACCAAACCGUAACUUUGCAAAGUGGGGCAUGACUCGCAGCCACAAGACUGUUGACCAUCUCUUGUCAGCCAACAAUGCAGACCACUCACGGCAACGAAGAACGGUCAAUCACGCGUUCAGUGACAAAGCACUACGAGCUCAAGAGAGCCUUGUAAUGCGGUACAUCGAUCAGCUAACGAGUGUACUUGCGGCAAAUUCCUCGAGUGAGAUCAACAUCAAGAAUUGGCUUGAGUAUACUGCAUUCGAUAUUGUUGGAGAUCUAGCAUUUGGCGAGCCGUUCGGGUGUUUGUCAAAUGGAGAAUACCACCCUUGGGUUGGGCUACUGUUCCCCUUCAUCAAAGCGCUUUCGCUGUUUGGAGCCGCCAAACUAUUCAAACCUUUUACGAUCUUCAUCAUUGCCCUUUUGCCAAAGAAGGAUAUCAAGGCGCGUAUGCAGCAUAUUAAGUUGAGCGCUGAGAAAGUCCAUAAGCGCCUGGCGGCAGGGGAGCAACCGCAUCGAUCUGACUUUUGGACGUACAUCCUGCGACACAAUGAUGAGAAGGGCAUGAGUAUCGAAGAAAUGGAAUCGAACGCGAGCCUUUUCAUCAUUGGUGGGAGCGAGACCGUUGCGACGGCACUAUGUGGAAUCAUGUACCUGUUGGCCAAGAACCCAGAGUCGGUGCAGAAGCUACGCACGGAAAUCACGGCCGCAUUCAACAAGCAGGAAGACAUCAAUAUGAUAAGUGUAGGUGGAUUGAAGAUGCUGCAGGCCACCAUAAAUGAGGGAAUGCGCAUCUACCCGCCUGUUCCAGCUGGUCUGCAGCGCAUCGUUCCCAAGGGUGGUGCAGUCAUUGCAGGACAUGUUGUACCAGAAAACACCAUCGUCAACGUCUCUCAACAACCAGCCUACCACCUCCCCAGCAACUUUGCACACCCUGAAAAGUUCGUACCAGAACGCUGGCUUCCCAAUGCCACACCAGAAUACUCAAGAGAUAGGAAAGAUGUGUUUCAGCCCUUUAGUACUGGGCCACGCAAUUGUGUUGGCAAGAACCUUGCGAUGGCGGAGAUGAAACUCAUUUUGGCUCGUCUGGUGUGGCAAUUUGAGUGGCAGCUAGCUGAUGACAAUUUCAAACUCGACGAGCAACGAGUAUUCAUUAUGAGAGAGAAACCGGAUCUGAACCUCCGUAUGAAACUCAGGGAGUUAUGA
This is a messenger RNA of Bipolaris oryzae ATCC 44560, 1488 nucleotides long. RefSeq lists its product as uncharacterized. The coding region runs from base 1 to 1488 and encodes 495 amino acids. The transcript has 3 exons. Gene Ontology annotation, molecular function: monooxygenase activity; heme binding; iron ion binding. Lineage: Eukaryota; Fungi; Ascomycota; Dothideomycetes; Pleosporales; Pleosporaceae. The record is from RefSeq and is a predicted model, not a curated record.